ACCUAAGUUAUAUAGAGAACAACUUUUUAAACUGCGUAUUUAUACUAAACUAAAUAUAAGACAGAUUUAGCUUCAGAGCUAAGCUAAGCCACCAGAUAUCUAACACUAAUGGUUUGCUGCAAACAACUUAUAGAGAACAACUUAUUUGAGUGUGUUUAAGUAGUAUUUAUAGCUACUAAACUAAAUAUAAGACAGCGUUAGCUUCACAGCUAAGCUAAGCACUGAGUUGGUUAGUUAGCUUAGCUUGGCUAGCUUAGCUAGCAAGGUUUGCUUCAAACAACUUAACGUUAACUUUUUUUGAGUGUGUUUUAGGAGCGUAUUUAUAGCGUAACAUCGUUAUUUUACUGUGUGUGUUAAAAACUACACGUCAAUUCCGAAUUAGAAGUUAGUUUUGGGCUGUUUUUUUAACGUAACGACACAUUUAUUCAAGAUGCUAACUAUAGCUAGUUAGGUUAACUUAACUAUUAUCUGUGUUGUAUCUUAACCUAGUUAUUUAUUACAGUGAAAAUAAAUACAGGUAUCCAAAGCCAGGACCUGUGUUGGUUUUCUCAGGCUGAAACCUCUCAACCGUGUUUAUACGCUGCACACGUCUGCUAGACGGUAGUAAAGGCUGUGUGUUGUGGGACGGAUAUGCUGGGCUGGAGGGCUGGAGCUGCAGUACAGAGACCAGGGGAGCGGAGGCGGAGGGACGGACUGAACUGAACUGCAGCACAGCGACGCACUGUAUCCCCCACUGUCCAGCCUCCUCAUCCUCCUCCUCCUCACUGCCUCCUCCUGACUGCAGCUCAGAAACCUCCUCACUCACUCACUCCAGCAGGCAGGCAGAGCCUCCUCUCCGGGAUGAUGAUGCUCCAAGGGAGGCUGUGGUGGCUGGCAUCGCUCAGCUGCACCGUCCUGCUCUUUUCUCCCUUCGUGACCCCCCACCCUGCUGACCCAGACAAAGGGAGAAGGAAGGUGGUGCAUGUCCUUGAGGAUGAUUCUGGAGCAGUGAUAGUACAGACUGCUCCAGGUAAAGUGGUCACACAUCGAGGAGGUACCAUCACCUUGCCCUGCCGUUUCCACCAUGAGCCAGAGAACGUCGAUCCAGCCCGCAUUCGCAUCAAAUGGACCAAGGUUACGGACGCCUUUCAGUUUGAGGACGUGUUUGUGGCACUGGGUCGUCAGCAGCGGGCCUUCGGGCCGUAUCGAGGGCGUGUGGAUCUGGAGCAGGCUGGAGUAGGAGAUGCCUCAGUCAUCAUCCACAACGUAACCCUGCAGGACUACGGACGCUACGAGUGUGAGGUCACCAACGACAUGGAGGAUGACACAGGAUUCGUGAGUCUAGACCUUGAAGGUGUUGUCUUCCCAUACUACCCUCGUCUUGGGCGCUACAAGCUGAACUACCACGAUGCGGAAGAGUCGUGUAAACAGCAGGACGCCAUAUUGGCUUCUCAUGCCCAGCUGCACAAGGCCUGGCUGGAGGGGCUGGACUGGUGUAACGCUGGCUGGCUGGAGGACGGCUCAGUGCAGUACCCCAUCUCACACCCGAGAGAUCAGUGUGGGCGCAAAGAUACCCCCGCUGGAGUCCGCAACUACGGCUACCGACACAAAGAGGACGAGCGCUACGACGCCUUCUGCUUCACCUCAAAGCUUAACGGCCAGGUGUAUUUCCUGAAACGCUUCAAGAAGGUCAGUUACCCAGAGGCAUUGAAGGCUUGCCAGCGUGAUGGUUCUGCGAUGGCCAAAGUAGGCCAGCUCUACGCCGCCUGGAAGUUCCAGCUGCUGGACCGCUGCGAGGCAGGCUGGGUAGAAGACGGCAGUGUCCGUUACCCCAUCGUCAACCCUCGUGCCCGGUGCGGAGGCUCAGAACCCGGCAUCCGAAACCUCGGCUUUCCUGACAAAAAGUUCCGUCUCUACGGGGUCUACUGCUUCCGAAAGGACUCCCCAGAUCCUGAAGUCCAGACCACAGUCCAAGCUCCAGUUAAAACCACCGCCAAACUUGCCAACAGCACCAGGAGCAUCUGAAACCUGUGCAUUUUCCGAGCUGCCAUCAUUAGCACCAUGGCUUCUGCAGCUUAGGCAGCAUGUCUGACUGACGAAGCAGGUCAACUAAUUAACUAACUAACUAACUUACCAACAAAGCAGACAAACUAGCGCUAGUGCUGAACUUGCGGCUUGAUUACGCCCAUGUUAUUUUACUCUCUCUCUCAGCUGAAAAGAAACGUCAGCCACGUUUGAACAGAGAGCAGUUUAGUUAGUAGGCAACUUUUGCUUUUACGAAGUCUAUUCUAGCCUGAGCUGCCUGCAGAACAAUGCUCAUUAGCUUUAGUGCCUCCUGUAUGUAGGCUAGCAUGGUGGGGCUGAUGGGGACUGGGCUUUGGACUUUUGUGUUUUGUUUAUUCUUUGUGUCAAGAUGAAAAAUGCUUCAGUGAAAGCCCCAGCUCUGCGCUAAUUAGCACGUGAACCAGUCGGAGAGCUAAUUUAGCGCACCUCGUAAUGAAUGUGGCACAUUAGGCAGCAGCCUUGCUGAAGAUGGUUGUCACUGCAGAACAAGAAGUCCAGAGGGUGGAGCUGGAUCUGAUCCAACUCUUCCUUCCUUUGGGUUUUCAGUGGAACAAGCUAGUUUCGUAGUACAACAUAUAUAAUAGAAAAUGCUGUAGACUGUAAAUAGCUAGUUUUAUUGGGGGGUAUGGUAAGUGGAAAUCAUGAUUUACAGUAGUUAUAUGAACAAGAAAUCCAAUUGGAGCUGUAUAGUGGUAGUUUGUAAAUACUGUGCUAUUUAAGGUCGAACUGAACAUUCACUGUUGUCCACAAACACUACUAAAUAUCAAAUUGAGAUGUGUCAAUCAGGUUAUUUUGCCCCUAAUCUGAUAUCUUAUAAUCCAGGCUGACUGACCUACCUGAUCAGUACAUUUAAAGCACUGAAAAAAGCAUGUAGUUCUCUCACCACUAAAAUGAAGCAAUUCCUGUUUAUAUAUUUUUAUUUUUACCUCAUAUUCUUUAAAAUAGCUGCACACUGCAGACUCUAACAAAACUCUAAUUUCCCUUCUGAGAACUCUCCUCAGUAUUGCUGUUCCUUGAAGGCACUGUUCAAGGUACAUUGUGAUGCUUAUUGCUAUCUUACACCCCUCAACAAUCUGUGAAAACCUUGCAUCUGCAUCGAUUAAAUAGCGAAAUUGCUUGUGAAUAUAUCAAGGCUGAUGGGUGUUAUGUAGAAAUGAGGUGUGUUUAGGUAAGGUUCUGGAGUAUUGCUAUCUUGGCAACGGAAAACACAGGUGUGCCAUUAACUAAAAAAAGCCUAGACAGACGUCAACAGUUAGACGUUUAUUGCAAAGACUCGGAACUGGACUACAAUUAAAACAGACGGUUCUGAUAGAUUAAAAUAUGCCUGGAUGAGCUUAAUAGUUUAGUAACAAAAUCGUGAUCAAAAUAUAUGAAAAUAGUGAGUCUCUGUGUCUUGUAAAUUUGUAUUUCUUGUAGAAUCUUGAGUUUUCCACUUGUAAAUACUUGUAAAAACUUCAUUGUCUUUUCUGUUCAAUUUAUGAGGGGUACAAAAAAUAUUUCCUAAGUUUUUGACUCUAUGAUCACAGGCAAUACACUGUUAUAUAACAUACUGUUGUAUCUUUCUAUUUGAGUUGAUAUAACUAUUCUAUACAUGUAUCAGGACUAAUUUCAGACUAAUAUUAAAACUGCAGUUUUCCACCAAUGAAAUGGUGCGAUUAUUCUGACCAGAGGCGGUCUUUGCAUAGAGGCAUUGCUAGGCAACUGCCUUGGGCCCCUCCCACUGCAGCCCACUGUAGGGGCCCCAUGACUAGCUGCAAACUUCCCAUAGGCCUACAGCUGGUAAUUGGGGCCCUUUGGACAGUAAUUCACAGAUAGUGAGUUCAUAAAUGGUGAUUCUUGUAUGUUUAAAAUGGAAACAAAGACAACACAAUAAAUUACAAAGAAAUACAGAUUCCGUCCACACCCUCUCUUUCGCGUUAAAAUGGAAUAUUCCAUCCAUGCCUUGUGGCCAUGCCAUGAACGCACACGCGCUGCUUGUGAAAGACGGAAUUAAGGUGAAAUUAAGUGUACAAGUGGGAUGUGAGCGAAAAAAGAAGGAAGAGGCUAAACUAAAAACAGAUGCUCUUCCAAAACUGAUAAGCUUUUUUUAGUGUGUCAGCACCACCGGACCCGAAUGUUUUGGUGGAGGAGGAGGACGAGGAGGUGCCAUAUCGUCAUUUAUGACCCAACAUCGCGAUGGAUGGUAACCAUUGCGAUGCCACGCCCACUUUUUUGUUUUUCCAGAAACAUGCACUUACCUUCUUUGGGUCUCCUUCACCUAAAACUUUAGCAGGGAUUGUAUGGAAAAAUAUCAAAUCAGGUAUAUAACUUAAAUGAAUUAGAUUCAGGGAUGAAUAUUAAAAUACCCUACUGCUAUAAAUAUGCCUAAUUGGCAUAUUAUUAUAUUAUUUAUUAUUAUUCUAUUAUUAUUAAGAUAUUAUUAUUUAUAUCUAGGUUACAGCUUGUCUUCGUUUUUUCUACAUGUCUGUAUUAAUUUUAAACAUUUCAUGUUAUUCAGGCAAAUAGAAUAAGCCUGCUCUUGUGCGUCGGGAAACUUGCUCAUUGUCAACCAGUGUUGGGCACCUUACUUUGAAAAAGUAAUCAGUUAUAUUUACUAGUUACUAAGGAGUUACCGCACUAUAAAUGUAACUAGUAAAAGUAAUUGACUUACUUUAAAUUAUGUAAAUUCUAUUAUUAUUAUUAGAAAAAUAACAAACGAAAAUAAACCCAAAAUGUUGACAAAAAUAUAAUCUAACGAAUUUUAAAACAUAGAAACGAAAAACUUUAAAAUGGUAUUGAUAUAACAUAAUAUAAUAUAACAGCUGCAUCAAACAGUUUAGCGUCAGUCACAAGGAAAGCGCGCGUGGCAUUGCAUUUUAAAAAAAAAGUUUUAAUAAAUAAGGUCCUCUGAAAUGAAGUAAAAUAUAUGGUAGUAAAAAAUAUUGAAUUCACAUAUUUAUUGAUAUUUAAACAAGAGAAAUCAGGCAAAAUGCACCGCGCCGCACUGAGCUGCGCACGCGCUCUCUCUCUCUCUCUCUCUCUCUCUCCCGCAGCGCGGAGCUGAAUUCAGCGCGAGGCUAGAAAUAAUUUGAAAACUCAGUUUAGUUAAAUAAAUUAAGAUGAGUGAGGACCUGUAAAGUUAAUCAAAUAUUGUCAAAUAUAAAGGAUAGGUUGAGGUUUUGGGGAGCUGUUUCAAUUAUUAUUAUAACUGAAACUGAUAUUAUUCUGCGCACUGUUAGAUAGCUUUUGAUUGUGUUUUAAAUGAGUUUUUAUUUUAUAUUAAUUAUUUUUUAUUCAUUUUCAAUAUUUUUAGUAUUUUAUUGAUCAAUAUUUUUUUUUUAUUGAUGGGCCCCCAAGCUAAAUUCGCCUUGAGCCCCCAAAUUGCUAAGUCCGCCACUGAUUCUGACUCCACCCCUUUUGGACUUCUGAUUUUGCAGUGAAGAAGCUUGGAACGGCAUGGCUUUGCUCAGUUUGGUUCAGUUGUGGGCUGCUCUCAGUAGUUUAGUUACUAUGCACACAGUAAUAACUGUAGACAUAAGCACCUUGUAUGCAAAAAUAUACACUGCAAAAAAAUUCUAUUUAAGCAAUAAUACACGUGAGGGAAUACUAUUACUUGUGAUAUUGGCAGGGUGCCGUUGAUCAGCACAGCAGUGCCAGUUUUACAUUUUACAGCACGAACCUUGAGUGUAUUAUUGUGAUUAUACCACAGUUUCAUUAUGACUGUUUAUUAAACAUUAAAGUUAAAGAUUUUAAGUUAAAGAAGAUGAAGGAAAUACGAUCAGUUUGGUUAUAAAAUGCAAGUUUCAUUGCUGCUCUGCUUGUAGCUGCAAUGUUUGGCUUGUAAGUGCUGCAUCGUUGCUAGGUUACCUGUAUGUGGUGGAGUAAUACAUGGAGAGCCUUGGUUACAGUGCAUUUCUGGCUGAUAACGGCACUCGUAGAACGCCUCUCAGUCAAACAUAUUGCAGGGUCAGAACUAAUAAUGUUAUAUAUAAAUAUAUAGUCUACAUAACAGCUAUUUCUUAUUUCUUAUAUUUCUUAUCAAGAUGUAUUUACUUAUAUUUAAUUAGGCUAAAGAUAAGUAAGCAAAAUCAUCUGCCAGUGAAAUAAAUCACACAAAACUAUUCAAAAUAAAUGAUAUUCUUAUGAUAUUCGUACAAUACUGUUAAAAUGAGAAAUAUCAGAUAUGUAGACUAUAUUGACUUUAAAUCUCACCUGCUCAUUUUUGCAGUGUAUAGUUUUAAUGAUUCUAAUCUUACGGCAAUAACUUGCUUAGCAUGUUUUUAGUAGAUGAUUAUCUCAGCGAGUCGACGACUGCCUUUCAUAAUGCUGCUGCUUUACUACCUCAUUAGUGGUCAAGAAUUGCACUAUCCAUUCAACUGUGAUGUGGCACAAUGCAUUUUAGAUUAAAGUUAUUUAUCUGUUUA
Astyanax mexicanus (Mexican tetra) is the source of this 6446-nucleotide messenger RNA. RefSeq names its product hyaluronan and proteoglycan link protein 4 (gene hapln4). Gene Ontology annotation, molecular function: hyaluronic acid binding. The transcript has 5 exons. The coding region runs from base 841 to 2004 and encodes 387 amino acids. Lineage: Eukaryota; Metazoa; Chordata; Actinopteri; Characiformes; Acestrorhamphidae. The record is from RefSeq and is a predicted model, not a curated record. Gene Ontology annotation, biological process: cell adhesion.